AUGGAGCGCAUUUUCCAACCCGUUAUAGGCAACACGGUCUUACUAUUUGGUCCACAAGCGUUGUCGUUCGAUCAGGAAGAAUUUCGGCGAAUUCGGUCCGCGCUUCUCAUCAAUCCACAGGAGUAUGAAUGGAUCUUGCAUACCAUAGACGAGUUUCCAGAAUGGUUGAAUGUCAUCUCACAAAAUAUUCCGCAGCUCCGAGUCGGAAAAGCCUACGCACUUCAACAAAGCUUGACAAAUUGGCUUCACACCGGCCAGUUUCCUCCGAAGGAAUUCGUUAUUCCCAAUGUUUUUCUGAAUCCACUUGUUGUCAUCUCGCAAUUAAUGCAAUAUACGAAAUACCUUCAAUGCGCCUAUCCAGAAGAUGCAGAUCGUCAUAAAUCUGUUGCUACAAAUCCAAACAGCGAGACUGUAGGUCUUUGCGUGGGCCUUCUGAGUGCUGCGGUCGUAUCGAGUAGUAGUUGCAGGAAGGAUUUUGAGACUUACGGUGCCGUUGCACUACGUAUAGCGCUGCUCAGCGGACUACUAGUGGACACUGUUGAAAUUCAAGGUCCAUCGACAUCCCUAGCUGCAGUCUGGAACUCCACCAAUGUCGGCGAGGAGGUUACUAGGGUUGUGAAAGAUUGCUCAGAUGCAUACAUAUCUGUCGAAUAUGAUGACAAGAGGGCCACCAUCACUACUUCAUCUACAACAGCAUCAGCUCUGUCAACCGAGUUAAAGCAAGCAGGCGCCAUCGUCAGCGAGCUUCCUCUUCAUGGAAGAUUUCACUGGAGAGGGCAUGAAGCUCAUAUUGAUGACCUGAUUUCUUUCUGCGAAUCCCACUCCCAGUUCCAAUUUCCUAGUGCCACGAAAUUUCACAUACCGGCCAGAGCGAAUUCGGAAGGAAAAUUUAUCACAGAUGACCGUCCGCAUGCCGAAAUAUUACGAUCAAUCCUGGUGAAUGUGUCCCAAUGGCACAAAACAUUCACCACAGUACAGCGCUCUAGUCUUCAGAAGAAUGAUUCUCUGGUUGUGUCAUUCGGUCUCGAUCGAUGUGUGCCACCAUCCAUAAUGCGCGAAAUUAGUCAAAACGUGGUACAUUUUGCAGAACUGGAGAUUCACGACUCUAGACCAUAUUCAGAAGAUGAUAUUGCAGUCAUAGGGGUAUCCUGUAAAGUGGCAGGGGCAAACGAUAUGGAAGAAUUUUGGGACCUGCUCUGCAAAGGAGAGUCACAGCAUAAAGAGGUACCAGAGGAUCGGUUUGACUUUGUUACGCCGUUUCGAGAAAAGAAAUCAGAUCGAAAAUGGUUCGGGAAUUUCGUCGACGAUCAUGAUAAGUUUGACCACAGAUUUUUCAAGAAAAGUCCCCGAGAAGCCGCUGCCAUGGAUCCUCAGCAGCGCCAGCUACUACAGAUUGCCUACCAGACUGUAGAACAAUCUGGAUACUUCCGAACAUCACCCAAGCCUCGUGACCUGCGUAUUGGCUGUUAUAUCGGCGUCUGCGCAGUAGACUAUGAGAAUAACAUCGCUUGUCAUGCUCCAAAUGCCUUCUCCGCUACAGGCAAUCUGAAAGGUUUCAUCGCAGGCAAAGUCAGCCACUACUUUGGAUGGAGUGGACCGGGUCUAACAAUUGACACUGCGUGCUCAUCCUCCCUUGUGGCCGUCCAUCAGGCAUGUCAGGCUAUCUUGAACGGUGAUUGUACUUCGGCCCUCGCGGGCGGAACACAUAUUAUGACCAAUGCACUUUGGUUUCAGAAUUUGGAUGCCGGUUCAUUUCUAAGUCACACUGGAACUUGCAAACCUUUCGAUUCGCACGCUGAUGGAUAUUGUAGAGGGGAGGCCGUUGGUGCCGUUUUCUUAAAGAAAAUGUCUGCCGCCAUUGCUGAUGGAGAUUUGAUCUACGGAGUUAUUGCAGCAACCGCAGUUCAACAAAAUCUCAAUCAUACCCCAGUGUUUGUGCCUAACAGUGCCUCGCUUACGGAUCUUUUUCAAAAAGUCGUUGCAAAGGCGCACUUCAAACCAGAUCAAAUAUCUGUUGUGGAAGCUCACGGCACUGGAACACCCGUUGGUGAUCCCGUCGAAUACGAGAGCAUCCGUCGAGUGCUUGGAGUUAACCGUACGAAUAACCUGAUGCUAGGGUCCGUGAAAGGACUGAUUGGUCACGCUGAAUGCACGUCCGGCAUGGUGUCAUUAGUGAAGACACUUCUUAUGAUCAAUAAGGCCGGUAUUCCACCACAGGCUAGUUUCCAAAAAAUUAAUCCUGCAAUCAAAGCGACCCCAGAGGACCAUAUUUCUAUUGCAAAAAAGAUUCAACCAUGGAGCGCCAGGACCCGAACUGCGCUUAUCAACAAUUACGGCGCAUCAGGUUCAAAUGCCUCAAUGAUUGUCACCGAAGGACCAUCGCACAACACCAAGAACUUUAGUAAAGACAUCGGCUACCAGUACCCCAUUUGGCUAAGUGCCCUCGAUCCAAAGAGCCUGCGCGCGUACUCGGCGCGUCUACGCCAAUAUAUCAGAAAUCACACAGAAGUUUCCUUGGCCAACCUAGCUUUCAACAUAUCACGGCAAUCGAACCGGUCACUCGGUCAUGGCCUGGUAUUCACAAGUUCCUCCGUCCAGGAUUUCGUGGAAAAACUCGAUACUUUCGAAAAGAACAGCAGCGCUUCCAUUCAAAGUUAUCAAAUUCCAAGCUCACGCCCUCUCAUUAUGUGUUUUGGCGGCCAGGUGUCGAACUUCAUUGGAUUGGACCCAGAAAUCUACUACAACACCGAAGUGUUUAGGAAAUAUUUUGAUGAAGUCAACUCAGCUUGCAUUGCGAUGGGGGAAGAAGGAAUGAUUCCGGACGUUUUCCAACGCGAACCAAUAAAAGACGUUGUGCAUCUUCAGGCCAUGUUGUUUGCUGUUCAAUAUGCAAGUGCAAAGAGCUGGAUUGAAUGUGGCGCCAAGCCAGUCGCAAUUAUUGGACAUAGCUUUGGAGAGUUGACAGCACUCUGCAUUUCUGGUCGCUUGAAUUUGAAUGAUACGUUGAAAAUAAUCGUCGGCCGAGCCAAGGUCAUCCGUGACCAAUGGGCUAAUGAGAAGGGGGCUAUGAUGGCCGUUGAGGGUGCUUUGAGCCACGUCCAGCAGUUGAUUGAGGAAUCGAACAGAGUCAACCAAUCCGAACAUCCAAUAAGCAUUGCCUGCUUCAACGGUCCUAGAUCAUUCACACUUGCUGGAACUGUUGAAGAUAUUGAUAAUCUUGCAACAACGAUACCUCGAGAUGGCCGAUUUAAAGCAAAGAAAUUGAACGUCACCAACGCUUUUCAUUCCAGCCUUGUAACUCCUAUGAUGGAUAAUUUGAAAGAGGUCUGUCAAGGAGUCCAGUUCAAAGAAGCUGCGAUUCCGCUAUGGCAUGCAACUGAAAAUCAAGCUACCGAAGAUAUUACAACAUCUUUUGUCGCAGAUCAUUUACAAAGUCCCGUGUACUUCGAUCAUGUGCUGCAACGACUCAUUAAGCAAUAUCCAUCAGCCACUUUCCUUGAGGCAGGUUCUCAAUCGACAGUCACAAACAUGGCUGAAAAGGCCCUCGAGUCGCCUCCAGAAUGCCACUUCCAAGCCGUCAAUAUUGGGGGUGAUCGUGGCAUCAGCAAUCUAUCGCAAGCAACGUCAAAUCUAUGGGCAGCAGGUGUUGAUGUCUCAUUGUGGCUGCAUCAUUCCCUACAGAUACCGUAUUAUGCUCCAUUGUUUCUUCCUCCUUAUCAAUUCGACAAGUCACGCCAUUGGACGGAUUUGAAGAAGGUUCCACAAGUGAACCCUAUACCAAUAUCCCCUGAAGUUGGCCAAGCGAAGCCAAAGGACGAGCUUUUCUGGUUUCACAAUCAUCGCGACAAGAAACAUGCUUGUCCUACUUUUCAAGUGAACACAGCGAGUCCCAAGUAUGAAAAGCUUCUCGCAGGUCAUAUCAUUGCACAGACUGCCCCUAUUUGCCCGGCCACCGUGCAGAUCGCCAUGGCAAUCGAGGCAGCUCAGACUCUGCUGAGUGAAACUGCAGCUGGCAAUCUCGAGCCUCGUGUUUUGAAUGUUGAAAAUCAUGCUGCCAUCUGUCGCGACCCUUCGCGAUCUGUGUGGAUGGACUUUGACCCCAUUCAAUCAGGUGAAGUCGGUUGGAAUUUCACCGUCAGAAGCACUGGCCGUGACCAAAGUGCAGUCAAUACAACACAUACCAGCGGUACAAUUAUAUUUCAUUCCAAGAACGACAUGAAGAUUCGAUUAGAGUUCAAUCGAUAUGAACGAUUUAGCGAUUAUAAGCAAUGCUACGACUUGUUGCAAAACCCAGAAACGGACGAUAUUAUUCAGGGUCGCAACAUAUACCGAACAUUCUCCGAGAUUGUUGACUACGGUUUGGACUAUCACGGCCUGCAAAGACUCGUUGGGCAUGGAAGUCAAUCUGUUGGACGUGUCGAGAAACAUGCCCUUGCACCUGGAGCAUGGCUAGAUGCUCAUUUAGCCGACUCUUUCUGCCAAGUGGGUGGAAUUUGGGUCAACUGCAUGACUGAACGAGACCCGAGCGAUAUGUACAUUGCUACGGCUGUUGAGCAGUGGAUUCGAUCCCCGACAUAUGAUCCUAAAGUGGCAAGCAGUAGCAACUCAUGGAUUGUUUCUGCACGCCACCACCGGAACAGCUUGAAUUCUAGCUUUACAACCGAUAUUUUCGUAUUCGAUACAGUGUCUCAAGCUUUGGUUGAGGUUGUUCUAGGCAUCAAAUACGUCAAAAUUCCUAAAGCUUCAAUGCGAAAAAUAUUAACACGGCUGACUCCAGACCUUGCAUCAUCGACAGUGCCAGUCUCAACAAUGGCAAACAAUCGACCUACACACAAGGAAACAAACCUUCCCGUUCCAUCUAUUACGACGAAGUCAAAACCUAGCAAAUCAAGAACAAUGUCUGCAGUCGAAUCUUUGGCUAUCGUGAAAGCAAUCCUUGCAGAGUUAUGUGGUCUUGAGGAAAAUGAAAUUAAAGAUGACAGCAACCUUGCGGAUGUCGGUAUUGACUCUCUAAUGGGCAUGGAAAUGGCCAAAGAGAUCGAGGGCAAAUUUAAGAUCUCGUUACCGGAGAGUGAGCUGGCUGAAGUCUUUGACGUUCCUGGGCUCAUGAAGAUUGUCAACACUGCUCUGGGUAUUGACGGAAAUGUCUCAGAUAGUUCAGCGGAUACCGACGACGUGUCUGUUUUGAGCCAUGUCGAGGACAUAGCCUCGGACUCAGAAACGAGUGUCAGUCAGAUGAGUACCGGUGGUACCGAUGUAGUUCUAUAUCUUUCCGAAUUCUUAGGCAUCGACCAAUCCGAGAUCCAAAUGGACACCAUCUUGCGCGACAUUGGUGUUGACUCUCUACUAUCCACAGAGAUAAGAGAUGACAUGGUAUCCAAGUUGGGUCAUGAUAUCUCCAAAGAUAUCGUCAUCGAAGAACUAACUGUUGGUGAACUCGAUACACGAAUUAAUGGGUCACAAGAGGUCUCCAAAAAAGUGUCUAUUCCGCCGAGAGUCUCACAUUCUGAGACCACUACGAAGAAUGUAUCUCCCAACCCAUCCAGUACUGAUAAAGCCUUGUCACUUCCUCCAUCAUUGAUCAUGGAGGCUUUCAAUGAAACAAAGGCAUUGACAGAUAAAUUCAUCAGUGACUUUGAGUGUGAUGACUACAUUAAGACAGUACUUCCCGGGAAAAAUGAGCUUUGCGUUGCACUUACCAUCGAAGCUUUCGAAGCUUUGGGCUGCUCUAUUCGCGACACACAGCCCGGGACAAGUCUUCCACGAAUCAGUCAUCAACCACAAGACGGUCAACUGGUCGAAUACUUGUAUUCCAUGUUGGAAAAAGAAGCCGGACUUGUGACCAAACAAGGUGACCGAUUCAUACGAAGUGCUGCCAGUAUCCCGCCUUAUAAUAGCGAACACAUCGCUUCAGACCUCGCCAAGAAGUUUCCUCAACAUAAGGAUGCAAUCGUGCUUACGCAUUACGCUGGCCGUCAUCUAGCACAAAUUUUUAAAGGAGAAACAGACGGAAUUCGCCUUAUAUUUGGAUCGGAAGAGGGCAGGAAGCUCGUGUCUCGCCUGUACGGCGACUGGCCUUUGAACCGCCUAUACUAUGCACAGAUCAAAGAUUUUCUCACGAGAGUAGAUUCUAAGUUACCCAAAACCGUCUCAAGCCCAUUGAAAAUUCUCGAAAUGGGCGCAGGAACAGGCGGCACCACCAAUUGGCUUGUUCCUCUUCUCGCCACACUGAACAUUCCAGUCGAGUACACGUUUACAGACCUUGCACCUUCAUUUGUCGCCGCUGCUCGAAAAAAAUUCAAGCAGUACCCUUUUAUGAAAUAUCGUACUCACGAUAUUGAAGCGCCAAUUCCUGACGACCUGGUUAAUUCGCAGCACAUCAUUAUUGCAAGUAAUGCUGUCCAUGCAACACACAGCUUAGUCAAAUCCACUGGACAGAUGCGUCGUGGUCUCCGCUCUGACGGACUCUUGAUGAUGGUUGAAAUGACUGGCACUUUAUACUGGGUGGAUAUGAUAUUUGGGCUCUUCGAGGGCUGGUGGCUGUUCGACGAUGGAAGAAAACACGCUGUGGCAGACGAAAUGAGAUGGAAAAGCGAUCUGACUAGGGCGGGCUAUGGAUAUGUCGACUGGACCGAUGGCCGAAAACCCGAGAACAAAGUGGAACGACUUCUCAUGGCUAUGGUCAGUGAUUUCAGGUACGAGCGCGGUCCAUCACUACUUCCUGUACCAGCAAUAACACUAUCGGCUGACUGCGCUGCUCGAAAGGUAGCCAUUGACGAGUACGUCCGUAAAAUGACUCAAGGAUUCAAGAUUGAUAGCAAUACUUCGGAUAUCACAAGCACUACCGACGUCAGUAGUCAUAGGGAUUGUAUCCUGUUGACAGGGGGUACUGGUAGCCUCGGGUCACACCUCGUCGCACAUCUCGCCAGCCUUUCGAGCGUGAUGAGGAUCAUUUGUCUGAACCGACAAAGCAACGAGGAUGCCCAUGUAAGACAGCACAAGUCAUUCCAUAGCAGAGGAAUACCGAUAUCUUCUGAGCUGCUUUCCAAGUUGACGGUUUACGAAACAGACCUAUCCAAGCCAGGAUUGGGUUUGUCGGAAGCGGCUCGCCAGGACGUUAUUGCUAGUGUCACGCAUAUAGUUCACAACGCGUGGCUGAUGAGUGCAAAGCGAUCGCUCAAGGGGUUUGAGUCACAAUUCCAUAUCAUGAGAAACAUGCUAGACCUUGCAAGCAACAUCUCCUCCCAAAGGCCAUCCGGUCACAAGCUUACGUUUCAAUUCAUCUCUUCCAUUGCGGUAGUAGGGCACUAUCCCAUAUCCAAGCGGACUGUGCAUGUGCCUGAACAGCACAUGUCUGUGGAGGAUAUCUUACCGAACGGCUACGGAGAUGCAAAAUAUACAUGCGAAUUGAUGCUUGCAGAAACACUGCACAAGUUUCCCAGUAGAUUCAAUGCGAUGGCAGUCCGCAUUGGGCAAAUCGCAGGGUCUAAGUUUAGCGGGUACUGGAACUCGGCUGAACAUCUUCCCUUUCUACUGAAAUCGUCUCAGACGCUUAAUUCACUGCCUGCAUUUACUGGUGAACUUUCCUGGACCUGUGUUGACGACGUCGCUGGCACUCUCGCUGAUCUCCUCAAAGCUGAUCAGCCAUACCAAUUCUAUCAUAUUGACAAUCCGGUACGGCAGCAAUGGAGCGAUAUGUUGCCUGUUCUAGCUAAUACGCUGGACAUUCCUUUGAUAAAUAUCAUUCCGUUUGAAGACUGGGUGGGCAAAGUCAGGAAUCGUAUGACUUCAGGAAAGCAUGAUGUGGCCAAUCCAGCUGCCAAAUUGAUUGAUUUCUUGGAUGAAAACUUCACUCGCAUGUCGUGCGGAGGACUUCUCUUAGAGACAAAACAUACCGAAGAACAUUCGAAAACAUUGCGAGGCGUAGGACCUAUCAACAGUGAGACAGUCCAGAAGUUUAUUUGUGCAUGGAAAGAAACCGGGUUUCUGGCGGACUGA
Molecule: messenger RNA, 7998 nt
Organism: Talaromyces amestolkiae
Lineage: Eukaryota; Fungi; Ascomycota; Eurotiomycetes; Eurotiales; Trichocomaceae
Exons: 2
Coding region: 1-7998 (2665 amino acids)
Molecular function (GO): acyltransferase activity; phosphopantetheine binding
Source: RefSeq, a predicted model, not a curated record